AGGCAGUAAGCAUCACUUCCGGUCAAAUUGCGCCGUCUCCCUCCUGCAGAACUCUCUCCAGUGCUUUGACGCGGCAUCGAGUGGGGUGGCAUCGGCCCAGGUUUCCUCCGUCCAACGGAGUACAGCUGGCUUCCCGCACCUUAUCCCGAGGCUCGUGGGAUUCCCAGCGACUUUCAUUCCCAUUCCGCUGACUCUGACCGGUCAAUGACCAUGCGCUGAGCUGUACCUCUCCGGUCUCUUCAUGAUGGUGUUUAUUUAAACUGCCUAACCGUUCACUACCACCCAUAUGACCCUGCACCAUGAUCGAGUCGUUCAUUAGUAUCGCUUUCUACAUCUCGACGGCCAUCACGCUUGUGAUCUUCUUGCUGCCGUCGCGGUAUGCCUCCAAACGCAAUGCCACACAAGAGGAGCCUGAUGCACCCAAGACCACGGUCCAAAUUCUGGUCCUAGGGGACAUCGGUCGCAGUCCGCGCAUGCAGUACCAUGCCCUGAGUGUUGCCAGAAAUGGGGGGCAUGUGGACAUCAUCGGUUACCAUGAAUCGGAUGUACAUCCCGAGAUCUCCUCUCACCCUCGCAUCUCCAUCGUCCCCCUCCCUCCGCAUCCCACCUGCCUCCAGACAAGCAACAAGCUCUUGUUCCUCUUAUUCGGUCCGCUGAAAGUCGUUUUCCAAGUUGGCUGUCUGUUGUGGAUCCUGGCAUAUCGUACAAAACCGGCCAAAUGGCUCCUCGUUCAGAACCCUCCUUCUAUUCCGACACUCGCGAUCGCUUCCCUUGUCUGUUUCUUGCGUCACACAAACCUCCUUGUCGAUUGGCAUAACUUUGGAUACACCAUCCUAGCCCUCAAACUCGGAGACGCUCAUCCGUUGGUCAGACUCUCCAAGUGGUACGAGAAGAUAUUUUGCCAGUACGCGACAGCGCAUCUCUGUGUCACCAACGCCAUGGCAGUGGUCCUGAAGGAGGAGUUUGCCCUGAAAGCGCCCAUUCUCCCGCUGCAUGACCGGCCGGCCGAUCAUUUCCAGCCCAUCCUGGAUGAUCGCACGCGCAAGGACUAUUUGCUCUCUCUCUCGGAGACAGAAUCGGUCGGGUCGCUGAUUGUGUCAGAUAAGGUCCGAAUCCUGGUCAGUUCAACCUCAUGGACUGCAGACGAGGACUUCUCGCUUCUCAUAGAAGCUCUCUGCCAGUAUUCGGCCAUGGCUGAGACAAGCCCCGACCUGCCUUCAAUUCUGGCCAUCAUAACCGGUAGAGGACCUCAACGCGAUAUGUAUCUGAAACAGAUCGCCGACCUAGACCAGGCCGGUAAACUCAAGAAAGUCACAAUUCGCACAGCGUGGCUAAGUAUGGAAGACUAUGCACGGCUGCUCGCGUCCGCAAUGAAAGUGGUCGAUAUGUUUGGCGCUGGCCUGCCUGUUGUCGGCUGGAAUCGUUUCGAGGCAUGGCCGGAGCUGGUCACCGAAGGCCGUAAUGGAAGAGGCUUUGGAAGUGCGGAAGAGCUAGUCAAACAUCUCGUGGAGCUCUUUGCAGAUCCGGAUAAACUUGAGAAACUUCGUGCUGGUGCGCAAGAGGAAAGUUCUCGUCGGUGGGACGGCGAGUGGAAUCCCGUGGCUGGAAAGCUGCUAGGACUGAUAUGAGGCUAGCCGGCGCCAUCACUUGUGGGGUACAGCUAGAGAUAGAGAUUGAAGAAUACAAAAUUUACC
This is a messenger RNA of Aspergillus ibericus CBS 121593, 1694 nucleotides long. RefSeq names its product chitobiosyldiphosphodolichol beta-1,4 mannosyltransferase. Lineage: Eukaryota; Fungi; Ascomycota; Eurotiomycetes; Eurotiales; Aspergillaceae. Gene Ontology annotation, molecular function: mannosyltransferase activity. The transcript is spliced from 4 exons. Gene Ontology annotation, cellular component: endoplasmic reticulum. The coding region runs from base 300 to 1628 and encodes 442 amino acids. The record is from RefSeq and is a predicted model, not a curated record.